AUGAAAGCUGUCAAGAUGCAAUGUCUUCAAGCAGCUCGCAACAAUUGCAAGAUUCUCCUCGGUCUUUGGAAUUACGACAAGAUCGAUUGCUCACAGAGUGUCUCGUCAACAGCAAAAUUCGGAUAUUGGGAGUCCCUCCAUCUUUUCUCUGGACUAUCUAUCCUAGCUCUCGCGCGCGUAUCAAUCAAUUGCGACCGAAUCUCAAGUCCUUCGUCAGGAGAUCAUGAUGCGGCCCUCUACUCUCGGACGAGAGAGCUUCUACGAGAGAUGGCCCGCGUCGGUAACCCCGCUGCGAAAGACCACGACGCAUUGCUAUCCGAUGUCGAGGCGAUGGUUAUGAGGGUUCAAGAAGAGGAGCGGUUGACCGAGCAGACGAGAACGGAGGUCGAAACCCCCAACGAGAACUCGAGCUUUUCUGACUUCAUGUUCGCGGACAUGGGGAGCGAGCAACAGAUCUGGUGCGACACGGAUUGGGAAAACAUACUGAGCUCGUAUACUCAAGGCAUAUGA
This is a messenger RNA of Colletotrichum gloeosporioides, 510 nucleotides long. RefSeq lists its product as uncharacterized. The transcript has 2 exons. NCBI's taxonomy places the organism in Eukaryota, Fungi, Ascomycota, Sordariomycetes, Glomerellales, Glomerellaceae. Bases 1 to 510 code for a protein of 169 amino acids. The record is from RefSeq and is a predicted model, not a curated record.